UGACAUUUAAAAAAAACGUUGAGUCUGUAUUUAAUACAUAUUCUCUCUCUAAUUUCCCAACAUCAACGAUAUCUUCAAUCGCGUUUUGUGAGAGAAAUAUUACAAACGAAGCAAAAAACGAAGGUUAUUUUAAGAACUUCACGCAAGAAUUCACGUUUGUAAGCACACAGCCUCACCCUCAUCCCAUGGUCAGUGAAAGCCAAGAAAUCUAUCAUCAGGAGCAGUUCGACAACAGAUCUUGAAUCAAAAUGGUGCAGACAAUAUUUCUCUUUGCCUUCAUCCUGUGUUCGUCCUUCGCUUUUUGGCUGGGUCUCUUCAGACUAAGCUACCACCUCCUAGACAGUUACUUUCGGAGGAAGAAAUGGCAAAUGUCGCAUCACCACAUCAUGAACAUGUGCGAGGCGAUUGUUUCAGGCGCACAGGCAAUAGCGUCAUCCGUGUGUGGUGUGGUGGUGGUGCUUUCUUGCUACCAUGAUGUGAUGUGGGCUGUCCAUCCUUUGGCCUCACAAUAUGGCUUGGCAGCUUCAAGUUACUUUAUAUAUGAUACUUUUGCAAUGUAUGAGGUCUACUUAUCAAGCUUACCAGAAGUGCCUGAAUCUUUUGGCAAACGUGUUAAGGGAUUUGUAAAGAGGAGAACUUUACUUGUGUUACAUCAUGUAGGGGUGUCUGCAUUUCUCUUUCCCGUGUUGGUGUAUCGAAGUGGCAUUGGUGACUUCUUUGUCGGGUGUUUCUUCUGUGUUGAGCUGAGUGGUCCCUUCACAAACAUGAGAGUUAUUCUUAGUAGACUCGGACUGAAAUAUUCAAAAUGGUACUUAGUCAACGGAAUAGCCAUGAUCUUGUCCUUUGCGAUGUGCCGAGUGGUGGUCUUUCCUUAUAUGUACCUAGCAUAUGGGGCGCAAUAUGGCCUUAGCGUCUUAGAAGUUGUGAAGAAAAUUCCUCUUCAUUGUAAUUUAGGCUGCCUUAUGGUUCUAAUACCUCAGUUGCAUUGGCUGAGGCUCAUGAUACUAGGAGCUAUUAAGAUGUUUUCUGGGAAAAGAUUAUCAGAAGCUGAAGAAAAGAUUGAUUAAAUAUAAUGUAUGGUAAUGCAUUUUACAGAUCGUGCUCUCUAUGUUUUUGUCAGGAUGUAAGUUAUUCAUUAAAAGUGCUUAUGAAAGAA
Molecule: messenger RNA, 1156 nt
Organism: Penaeus vannamei (Pacific white shrimp)
Lineage: Eukaryota; Metazoa; Arthropoda; Malacostraca; Decapoda; Penaeidae
Product: TLC domain-containing protein 3A
Biological process (GO): lipid homeostasis
Cellular component (GO): endoplasmic reticulum; membrane
Source: RefSeq, a predicted model, not a curated record